Arabidopsis lyrata subsp. lyrata is the source of this 662-nucleotide messenger RNA. RefSeq lists its product as uncharacterized. Gene Ontology annotation, cellular component: mitochondrial inner membrane. NCBI's taxonomy places the organism in Eukaryota, Viridiplantae, Streptophyta, Magnoliopsida, Brassicales, Brassicaceae. Gene Ontology annotation, biological process: mitochondrial respiratory chain complex IV assembly. The coding region runs from base 140 to 430 and encodes 96 amino acids. The transcript has 3 exons. The record is from RefSeq and is a predicted model, not a curated record.
AAAAAAAACACGAAUCAGCGAAAUGAAGCGCAAGUUAGGAAAUUGGCUUUCUCUUCCUCAGAAUUUACCGCUUUAAAACCAACGCCCGACGCUCUUUCUUCUCUCCCAAUUCUUAAUUUUUCUCUCAUCUUCUUCAACAAUGGCAGAAUCAAAGACAAAAUUUGCAGAAGUCAGGGAAUGGAUCGUCGAACACAAGCUUCGUACCGUUGGUUGUUUAUGGCUUAGUGGUAUCUCUGGUUCAAUCGCCUAUAACUGGUCAAAACCUGCCAUGAAAACCAGUGUCAGAAUCAUCCACGCUAGGUUGCAUGCUCAGGCGCUGACAUUAGCCGCUCUGGCUGGAGCAGCUGCAGUGGAGUACUAUGAUCACAAAUCUGGAGCCACUGAUAGAAUCCCAAAAUUUCUGAAGCCUGAUAACUUAAAUAAGGACUAGAAACCCUUACCAUGGCUCAUGCCUAUUCUGUUAUUGUAGGCAUAUUUUAGCUAAUGAAAACUUCAUGUUUUGUAAGUUCUUUUGGUAUUUUGAAAUGGCUGAUACCUAUUUUGUUAAUUUAGGCAUACUAUAGCCUUGCAGAUUGACUGCAACAUUCGGGAUGCGAAAAUGUAAGAGUUUCAUACAGACACUAAAUGAAUAAAUAUAUAUUUUAUUAAGCAUGGUCAUUUCA